Aureobasidium musti is the source of this 1215-nucleotide messenger RNA. NCBI's taxonomy places the organism in Eukaryota, Fungi, Ascomycota, Dothideomycetes, Dothideales, Saccotheciaceae. The record is from the annotation of a GenBank genome assembly.
AUGCCUGUUCCGCUAAUUCAGAAGGCGAUACUGGAUGGCCUGGACACAGUGCCCAACUCGGCCGUGCUGCUCAAGCUCGUGCCUGUUGUCCUCGUCGUCUACCUGAUCCGAAGAUGGUUCCAAGGAGCUACAAACACGUCGGAACGAAACAUGCACGGCAAGGUCGUCAUGAUAACCGGCGGAACAUCUGGCAUAGGAGCUGAAGUCGCUCGCGACCUGGCCACACGAGGCGCUCAGCUGGUUCUCCUCACCCAACACGCUCUGGACGACUUUUUUCUUGUCGAGUAUAUUGAAGAACUGCGCGAACGCUCCAACAACGAAUUAAUCACGGCCGCUCAAGUCGACCUCACCUCGCUUCACUCGAUCCGCCAGUUCGCUACCAAAUGGGUUGAUAAUGCCCCUCCGCGCCGACUCGACAUGAUUAUUCUUUGCGCAAACACCUUGACUCCCAAGGGCGGGAAGAUUCAAAAGACUGGCGACGACGUCGAGAUCAACUGGGGCCUCAACUACCUCGCAAACUUCCACCUGCUCAGUAUCUUGUCUCCUGCCAUCCGCGCUCAGCCGCCAGACCGCGACGUCCGCAUUCUCAUGGCAACCUGCAGCGCCUACAUCGGUGGCACUCUUCCCGUCACGGGCGUCAAGGAAGCAAAAAUCAGACAAAAAGAAAGAGCUGACAAAUUCAACCCAUACUCGGCCUACGCAUCCUCUAAACUCGCCCUCAUGACUUUUGCUCAGUCCUUCCAGAAACAUCUCUCUGCUUACGCUCGUCCCGACAAGAACCCUAUGAACGCAAGGGUCAUCUUGGUUGAUCCUGGGCAAACGCGUACCCCUGGAAUGCGUCGCUACCUGACUUGGGGUUCCAUCACUGGUCUUGUUCUUUAUCUUCUGACUUACCCUCUCUGGUACAUCAUCCUCAAAUCGCCCUCACAAGGUGCUCAAUCCUUUNUGUACGCAGCAAUGGAGGCGCAAUGGNGAAGAGGCAAUGGUGGCUGGCUGAUCAAGGAAUGUCGCGAGAUUGCUCCUGUCAGAAGAGAAACGUUGGAUGAAGAGUUGCAGAAACAGCUAUGGGAGUACUCGGAGAAUAUGAUCCAGGAGGCCGAGAAGAGAGGAGCCAAGAAGAGAGCAGAAGCAAAAGCCGAGGAAAAGGUCAAGCCUGCCGAACCCAAGAAGCCCGACGAGAAGAAGCCAGGCAGUAGAAGAACCAAGAAGGCCUGA